Molecule: messenger RNA, 1792 nt
Organism: Annulohypoxylon truncatum
Lineage: Eukaryota; Fungi; Ascomycota; Sordariomycetes; Xylariales; Hypoxylaceae
Product: glycoside hydrolase family 5 protein
Exons: 4
Coding region: 488-1720 (410 amino acids)
Biological process (GO): glucan catabolic process
Cellular component (GO): cell surface; extracellular region
Molecular function (GO): beta-glucosidase activity
Source: RefSeq, a predicted model, not a curated record
CCAGCCCUAACAGCGGAGGCGUAACUUUAAUUUCCACCAUAGCGUCCAGCAAAUACCAUAUCAGGAUUAUAACAAACUAAGGCUUCGUUACAAUAUGCAAUACUAUGCUAGGUUCCUAAGAAUCGACCUUCAGGAAAAGUAGUGAGCAAAAAGAAACUUCUCACGCAUCAAUACGAUCGACAUACCCUUGUAUACCAGCAGUAUUUUAAUUUGAAGUCGAGGUCCUUGGCCAAUAUUGCUGACGCCAACUUCUGAUGGCAGCUAGGCGACAACUCGGCAGAUCCCCCGCCCAUCAGCUCAGGGGGACCGAUCCUACAGAGCCUCAAAUGUAUCCGAGCCGUCCCUAAAAAUAAACACCUUCAGCCCUCGGGGAUACAAAGCAUGGCCGUCUCCACGGACCGAAACCUUUGUUCUCUAUCCUCUUCUUCCUAAGUUUCUUAUCUCGAAAACAGUAUUUUCCGUGGAAGGGGAUUUCAGAUUCGUCAAGAUGCUGUCUAAAUCAGUCUUACCAGCCAUCCUAGCUUUCGCUGGCGCCAGUGUUGCCACCGCUAUACCUCUCGACUCCGCGAGCGAAUCCACGCAGCCGAGCAAGCGAUGGCUUAACGGCGGCAAGGUCCGCGGCGUGAACCUCGGCUCGCAAUUCAUCGUCGAGCCAUGGAUGGCCGGUGAUGAAUGGCAAAGCAUGGGCUGCGGCAGCGCCAACGACGAAUGGUCCUGCGUGCAAGCCCUCGGCCAAGACCAGGCCGACGCCGCCUUCAAGAAGCACUGGGACACGUGGACGACGCAGUCCGACAUCCAGCAGAUCGCGAGCCUGGGUCUGAACACGGUGCGCAUCCCCGUGGGGUACUGGAUCCGCGAGGACCUCGUGGAGGACGGAGAAUACUUCCCGCGCGGCGGGCUGGCGUACCUGGACCGGCUGGUGGGGUGGUGCGCGGACGCGGGCAUCUACGUGAUCAUGGACCUGCACGGCGGUCCGGGGGUGCAGUUCCCGAACCAGCAGUACACGGGGCACUCCGUCGACCAGCCCGGCUUCUACACGCCGGACAACUACGAGCGCGCCUACAAGUUCCUCGAGUGGAUGGCCGAGCGCGCCCACACGAACGAUAGCUACCGCACCGUCGGCACCCUCGAGGUCAUCAACGAGCCCGUCCACGCCGGCGACUACCCCUCCCAGGCCGCCGACAUGGUCGCAAACUUCUACCCCACCGCCUGGACGCGCAUCCGCGCCGCCGAGCAGAAGCUGAACGUCGCCGCGGACAAGCAGCUGAACAUCCAGAUGAUGGACAAAUCCUGGGGUUCCGGCGACCCGAGCAGCAACCUCCCCUCAACCACCAACGCGCUAUACGAUGACCACAAGUACUACAAAUGGGACACCUCCGUAACAACCACCAAAGACGGCUACAUAUCCGCCGCAUGCAACAGCAACCUCGGGGGCGACGACGUCAUCGUCGGCGAGUGGUCGCUCUCCGUCGCCGACUCCGUGCAGUCCAACGACGAGUUCCAGAUCCAGAACCGGCCCGACCAGGUCGACUGGUACAAGAAGUACUGGGCCGCCCAGGUCACCACGUUCGAGAAGUCCGGCGGCUGGGUCUUCUGGGCCUGGAAGUGCAACUGGAUCGGCGGCAUGGACGAGUGGCGCUGGUGCUACCAGUCCGCCGUCGCCGCCGGCGCCAUCCCCAAGGACGCCGGAAGCGCCGCGAGCCUCAACCCCUGCAGCUAAGUUAGCAGCGGCAAGGAGACGUCUCAGACAUUACUUUGAUCUUCUCUCGUAUAUAUAAAUAACACGCUUCUU